This is a messenger RNA of Dermacentor andersoni, 1386 nucleotides long. The record is from RefSeq and is a predicted model, not a curated record. Lineage: Eukaryota; Metazoa; Arthropoda; Arachnida; Ixodida; Ixodidae.
GGGCAACUUGUCGACUACGAUUGCGAUGGCUAGCGCUACAAAUGAGUUAAUCUCGUUUCUCGCUACCUGAUCGGGAGGCACUUCGCGACGUCUUUCGUAGCCAGAUUGACGAUCUUUCCGCGCAGAUUGCCACCCUAUCUCCACCCUCUCUAUCAUCGUCAAGCCGGCGUUCCUCAUCUCGAUUGCUUUCGUCCAGGCGAGUUCUGGUAUCACUGCAACUUCGGCGUUGCCACCAUAAAGUGCGCGUCUCUCUGGACUUUCUUAUGCCAACUUCGACUGGUCGUUUCGGAGCGCUCUAGAGCGCUCUCGCGAGCAGCGUUGUGUUCAGUUGGUUGAAAGAGGGUGCUCGCCUUGCGUUCGGCUGGUUCUUUUCGAUCUGUCUCCUCCAUCUUCGAGCGAUCUGAGGCUCUCCGAGCCCUGUCGUCGGAGCAGUCGUCGAGAUUGAGAGCGUUUGCGGUCACGUGAUCGCCGUCUGGUAUUCCCGUGUCGUCUGGUGCCUGUGUUAUUUCGUUUAAAAUGCCACGAAAAAUCCGUUUGAGCGGUGCUUUGAUGCCCUCACCUUUGCUGGCAAACGUGGAAUCAAGCAGCGAGAGCUCUGAGAGUGACGACGACGACUUGAACCACACUUGUGAGCAGAAAUUUUCUCAGCUCUUCGACGUGCUUAACAGAACACCGAAAGCCACAGGCUACGUGAAGAACGUUGUUCGGACGUACUCAGAGAAAGAGUUUCGCAAGAAUUUCCGGCUCCCCAGGAAAUCGUGCUACGCCUUAAUUGAGCGUUUCUCCGAAUCCAGCUUCUACCCCUCGAACCAAAGGCACGGUGGCUCGCUAGCCACAACGGCCGAGGAGCACAUGCUAUCCUUGCUUUGGUACGCGGCCAACAAGCCUUCCAUGGGGGAGGUGUCCGUUCUUUUUGUCACAGCUGAAUCAACGCAACUAGUGAUUAUACAUAGGGUUCUCAACUUCAUGCGCAACGUAGUACCGGAGGUGAUCUAUUUUCCAAGCAACAAGGAAGCUGCUGCAGAAAGAAGUAUUUGAAAAGGAAAGGCAACAAGACAUCACUCAGCGUCCCAUGCUCCAAGAGGAAGAACUCAACGAAGCAAGCCAGUCUGCCCCGACACAGAGAGAGUCAGCCCUGCGGAAAUGGGGAAAUGAAGCGGAGCAACCUGGCACAGUGUGUAUAAGUUUGCUCCUUGUGUUGUGAUGGCGUGAAAACAAUGUGUAAGCAUUUCUCCUCAUUGCGAACAAGGCAUUGCAGUAGCACGUUUUCAUGUUUAUUAACAAAACAGUUGUUACAAUUGUGUUGUACAAAGCAAGUUUAUGACAGAUUUUCUUCUGCAAUAAAAAAAAUGCGAAUCGCGUAAGGAAAUGUCCCACUGCUUUGGA